Molecule: messenger RNA, 1812 nt
Organism: Equus quagga
Lineage: Eukaryota; Metazoa; Chordata; Mammalia; Perissodactyla; Equidae
Product: tenascin-X-like
Exons: 6
Coding region: 142-1773 (543 amino acids)
Molecular function (GO): protein binding
Source: RefSeq, a predicted model, not a curated record
GUGGGCCCCGUCUCUGUCAUUGGGGUGACAGCUGCAGAGGAAGAGACCCCCACCCCCACAGAGGUGGAAGAGAGCCCCAGCCCCACGGAACCCGGCACAGAGGCCCCAGAGCCCACCGAGGAGCCCCUCCUGGGGGAGCUGAUGGUGACAGGAUCCUCCCCAGACUCGCUGAGCCUGUCCUGGACUGUCCCCCAGGGCCACUUUGACUUCUUCACCGUUCAGUACAAGAACAGGGAUGGGCGGCCCCAGGUGGUGCGUGUCAGGGGCGAGGAGAACGAGGUCACCAUUGGGGGUCUGGAGCCGGGGCGCAAGUACAAGAUGAACCUGUAUGGCCUGUACGAGGGACAGCGUGUGGGCCCCGUCUCUGUCGUCGGGGUGACAGCUACAGAGGAAGAGACCCCCAGCCCCACAGAGGUGGAGGAGACCCCCAGCCCCAUAGAGCCCAGCACAGAGGCCCCGGAACCUCCCGAGGAGCCCCUCCUUGGGGAGCUGAUGGUGACAGGAUCCUCCCUAGACUCGCUGAGUCUGUCCUGGACCGUCCCUCAGGGCCACUUUGACUUCUUCACCGUUCAGUACAAGGACAGGGACGGGCAGCCCCAGGUGGUGCGUGUCACCGGCGAGGAGAACGAGGUCACCAUUGGGGGUCUGGAGUCAGGGCGCAAGUACAAGAUGAACCUAUAUGGCCUGCUCGAGGGGCAGCGCGUGGGCCCUGUGUCCACGGUGGGCAUCACCGCCUUCCAGGAUGUUGAGGAGACCCCCAGCCCCACGGAACCCAGCACAGAUGCUCCGGAGCCCCCCGAGGAGCCCCUCCUAGGGGAGCUGACGGUGACAGGAUCCUCUUCAGACUCACUGAGCCUGUCCUGGACCGUCCCCCAGGGCCACUUCGACUUCUUCACUAUGCAGUACAAGGACAGGGACGGGCAGCCCCAGGUGGUGCGUGUCAGGGGCGAGGAGAGUGAGGUCACCGUUGGGGGCCUGGAGCCGGGGCGCAAGUACAAGAUGAACCUGUAUGGCCUGUACGAGGGGCAGCGUGUGGGCCCCGUGUCCGCGGUGGGCGUGACCGCUGCAGAGGAAGAGAUCCCUACCUCCACUGAGGUGGAGGAGACCCCCAGCCCCACAGAACCUAGCACAGAUGCUCCGGAGCCCCCCAAGGAGCCCCUCCUUGGGGAGCUGAUGGUGACAGGAUCCUCCCCAGACUCGCUGAGCCUAUCCUGGACCGUCCCCCAGGGCCACUUCGACUUCUUCACCGUUCAGUACAAGGACAGGGACGGGCGGCCCCAGGUGCUGCGUGUCAGGGGCGAGGAGAACGAGGUUACCGCACGAGGCCUGGAGCCGGGGCGCAAGUACAAGAUGAACCUGUAUGGCCUGCACGAGGGACAACGUGUGGGGCCUGUGUCCACGGUGGGCACGACCGCUCCAGACUACGAAGCUAUAAUCACCCAAGCCCCGCCCAGUGAGGCCACCGAACCUCCCAUCAAACCACGCCUGGGGGAGCUGGCAGUGACAGAUGCCAUGCCUGACUCCCUGGGCCUCUCCUGGACAGUCACCGAGGGCCACUUUGACCACUUCCUGGUCCAGUACAAGAAUGGGGACGGGCAGCCCAAGGCGGUGCGGGUGCCGGGGCAUGAGGACAGGGUCACCAUCUCGGGCCUGGAGCCAGACCACAAGUACAAGAUGAACCUGUACGGCUUCCACGGCGGCCAGCGCAUAGGUCCUGUCUCCACUGUUGGUUUAACUGGUGAGUGUGCAGUGGGAUGCUGGGCCCUGCCCUAGGCUGGACUCAGUUUCACUUUUAUUCUCAGUAUUCGGGUG